Chelonoidis abingdonii (Abingdon island giant tortoise) is the source of this 990-nucleotide messenger RNA. NCBI's taxonomy places the organism in Eukaryota, Metazoa, Chordata, Testudines, Testudinidae. The record is from RefSeq and is a predicted model, not a curated record.
CUAGUUCCCAGCCGUAGGUUGGGGCGGCUUUGACCAAUUCCCGGGACUUCUUCCACUGGUUCUCAGCAAUAUGGACAUGCAACUAUUUUUGAUCGAAUGGAGGCUCAAGGAGUACCUCAGCUGCAGGGCAAAAUGCAAGGACAUGAGUUGCUGACUUCCUCCCAGCAUCAGAGCCAUAGAUAUUAAUCUAUAUUUCAACAUCAAUCUACAAUAGCUGAAAACACCUCACCACAAAACAAAUUAGCCCAUGGUACUGAUGGGCGUUUUUUGUAAAACAUAUUUUAAAAACUUUUGUUGAGAUCUAUUUUCUACUUGUGGCACAAUUCUAUAUUGUUACUUAUUGGGCACUGAUGGUAGCUUUCAGAAGGUGCUGCUUCAAAUGGUCCACCUCCUCUUUUAGCAAGAAGGAACUUCGGGUCUUGGAUAGCAACAACAUCUUCAGGAAAAAUGCUAUACGAAGGAAAGCGGCUCGUCUCCUGCCAUUGUUUCUUCCUAUUAACGGCCAAAUUCUACUGGAUACUCAGUACGAUGCAAAGAGCUCAUGGCCAGGAAUAUGCCCACUCUAUUCGACUGGAUGGGGACAUCAUCUUGGGAGGACUGUUCCCUGUCCAUGCAAAAGGAGAUAGAGGGGUUCCUUGUGGGGAGCUGAAGAAGGAGAAGGGGAUCCACAGACUAGAGGCAAUGCUAUAUGCAAUAGAUCAGAUCAACAAGGACCCCGAUCUUCUUGCCAAUAUCACGUUAGGUGUCCGGAUCCUAGAUACUUGUUCCAGGGACACUUAUGCACUGGAGCAGUCCUUAACAUUUGUGCAAGCUUUGAUAGAGAAAGAUGGUUCAGAUGUGAAAUGUGCUAAUGGAGACCCGCCUAUUUUCACUAAGCCAGACAAGAUAUCAGGUGUAAUAGGUGCUGCUGCAAGUUCUGUAUCCAUCAUGGUUGCUAAUAUUUUAAGACUUUUUAAGGUAGGUAAAGUUUUCUACUCUUCAUUUAAAUAA